UGCGCUAUUGGCAUACAGUGAGAGAGAAAAUCCGCUUGUGCUCGACUGCGAAUGAAAGAGCGUCGCCGUCCUUCCUCCAACGCAGUCGAUGGCAACAACAUUCGACGUACCAACGGCGACCGCAUCGAACACGCAAAAAUGGGGCGAGGAGGAGGAGGAGGACGCCAUCUAUAGCGUCACACUCAAACGAGUCCGCUACUACUCGGACAACAGCGUCAAUCCGGACGACGACGAGCCGGUCGCUCAGUUGCUAUGGCAGACAUGUAAGGUGCGCACACUGCGCGCGGCGACACUCGACCGCCUGAUCGCCAAUCUCGCACCCAACGAGGAGGACAUCGAUCCGACAUACAUACAGAUGUUUCUAUGUACGUAUCGUGCGUAUACCGACACGGCAAGCGUGCUAGAGAAGCUGAUCAAGAGAUACCACGGCGGUGGUGCGAACAACGGGCGUGAGUUGAUUGAGAGGAGCGUUCGUACUGUGUUGCGCAUGUGGAUGGAUCUUUAUCCGGAUGAUUUUGAUUCGCCGCCGUAUCAUCGUGCGCUCAUGACGCUCAUCAAGUUUGUUGAGGAGGAGAUACCUUGUGGAGCGAUGGAGGAAGUGGGGACGAGGAGCAAGAAGUUGUUUUUGCAUUUCUCUACUGCUGUCAAUGAGGCGGAGAUUGGACAGAAGGAUCCCGAUUGUGUCGAUCCCAAUCGAUCGCAUUUCAACUUUCUCUCUUUCCAGCCAUCAGACGUUGCCUGUCAACUGACCAUCAUAGACUCAAAACUGUUCUGCCAGGUUGUUCCGUAUCAGACAAUGGGUUGUGUGUGGGGCAAACGCAAUAAGUCACAGUUGGCUCCGACUGUCCUUCGGACUGUACAACAGUUCAAUCGUAUUAGUAUGUUGGUUGUGACGAGUAUAUUGUUUGAGGGGAAAUUGGGUGAGAGUUCGUCUGAGCAGAUGCACGUGAAGGGGCCGCAUGCUCGAUCUAAGGUGAUCAGUAGGUGGCUUGCUGUGGCAUCGGAAUGUCGUCAAAUGAAAAACUUUGCAUCACUAAAAGCCAUUCUCUCUGGCCUACAGUCGUCUCCAAUCCACAGACUAAAGAAGACAUGGGCUGUUGUUUCAAAGGACAAUAAGGAAGUGUUUGAUGAAUUAUCGGAAUUGUUUUCUCAAGAGAAGAACCAGCAGAACACACGCCAACUUCUCAUGAAGGAAGGCACUGCAAAAUACUCACAAACAGCAAAGAAGAAAAAAGUUGACUCCAAUCUCAUUCUUGGUGUCGUUCCGUAUCUUGGAACGUUUCUGACUGAUUUAAUGAUGAUUGACACGGCGUAUCCGAGUAAAGUGAGGGGAGAUCUGAUUAACUUUGAGAAGCGGAGGAAGGAAUUUGAAGUGCUAGCACAGUUGACGUUGUUUCAAAAGGCAGCAGCAAACUACGUCAUUCCUGAAGACAAACAUCUUCAAGAAUUAGUAAUGAAUGUUGAUCUGCUGUCCGAACAGGAAAGUUAUGAGAUGUCGUGUAAGGUUGAGUCGAUGGAGUCGGAGGGUGACGCUAGCCCUCAGAAAGGAGGGACUUUUACACAGAAAUUCAGGAGUCUUUUCACUUCUAAACCGAUAACUUUGCCUUCGGAUUUGUCAAUUUCUGAGCCGACGACUCCAACUGGUAUAUCAUGUCAUGAUGUGGCUGUUAAAGUUCGUGAUCGAAGCAAAACUCUUCCAGACCAUCGUAGGAUGAGCUUGGAUAUCUGUGAGAAGCAAAACAAGUUGGAAACACGUCUGUCAUUGAGUAAUACAUUAUCACCUACAAGUUGUAUCAUACGAGUUGCUAUGAGUGAAUCAGGAGACACACACUGCAUGUACAAGAGUUUGUUGUUGAAGUGUGACGUUCGAACUCCUACGGUCGUUGCCAUGGCAUUAGAGAAGCUUGGCGUUGAUGGUCUUGCAAAGGACUAUAAUUUGUUGCAAUUAGUCAAUCCAAAGAAGAAGCUGCACAUUCCAAAUGACGCAAAUGUCUAUUACGCCAUGGACACGUCUGCUCAACAGCUAAGAUUCGUGUUAGAGAGAAAACAACAACAACAACGAUCAGUAUCUCAGGACAACUUGUUAGGUGUUCCCAGUAAUAGACGUCACACUCGCGCACGCUCAGUUAGUCCUUCCAUGAGUGAACUGACGUUACCAGAGAAAAUGUCUGUGGGAGCUUCAUGGAUGCAAAAUUUACCGAUAUCAGGUGUCCAGUUGAAUCAGAGUCGAUCAACGGUUGAUUUAUUGAGUUCUCCUGUCAAACAGCAGCUGUUUCGUCCGUCUCAGAUGACGUGUAUUGUUAGAGUUGCUUUGGACUGUGCAGAAUCAACAGCAUGCCUAUACAAGAGCAUGUUGCUCACAUGUAACGAUCACACUCCAGCUGUGAUCACUUCUAUGAUGGACAAGUUGGCUAUUGAUGAUGAACCGAAAGACUACGAUCUCGUCUAUGUGACAGACGCAAAGAAGAGGAUAGUGAUUCCUCAUGAUGCCAAUGUGUUCUACGCGAUCGACAACAAUUCGGACACGGUGAAACUCCUGCUCUCGAGAAAGACGGACAGACCGGCUUUGAAGAUCACCGUCAAUGGAUCAGCAAGUACCAAUUCGACGAACAAAUUGAGGAGACUCAUAAGCCCAGACCCAACAACUUCAUCACUACAGACUUUACAUUCUAAUGGUGGAUUGAAGUUGAGUCGAUCGAAUGUUGACUUGUCGCGCAGUCCGCCUCCUGAGCAGCAGCUGUUUGGUCGUUCAGAGACAACGUGUGUCAUUAGAGUGGCUCAUGAUACAGAAGAGGAUGCUUGUGUGUACAAAAGUAUGCUGCUCACGUGCAACGAUCGUACCACAGCAGUCAUCACUUCCGCAAUAGAGAAACUCGGCAUCCACGGCGAACCGUCCGACUACGAUCUCGUCUUCCUACAAGACGGAAAGAAACGUGUGUCUAUCCCUCCUGGUGCCAACGUAUUCUAUGCCGUCGACAACACGAUAGACAAUCUCCAGUUUGUGCUAUCACACAAGGCAGACAAGUCGUCCUCCACCUCAGUCUCGGAAAAUGGCUCAGCUGUCAAGCUUUCUAGACAUUCAAGCUUCAACCGAUCACGUUCCAUGUCUCCUGAUUCUUCGGCAUUAACGAGCUCUUCUCAAUUGUCAAACAAGUUGAGUCGUUCAUCGACCAAUUUGAGUAUCGUCGACUCGUCGAUUGCCGUUGUUCCACCGUUUGGUGGGAGGAAUGUGCCGUUCACAACACUGCCGACCAGUCAGAUCAUUAGAAUCGCUCACAGACAGUCGGAAAUAAAGAGUUGUGUGUACAAGAGUCUGAUGUUAACAUGUGACGACCGAGCAUCCUCCGUAAUCGAAGCCUCAAUGGAAAAACUCGGUCUCGACGGUUUGCCAAACCAGUACGUUCUCAUACAAGAAAUCGAACCGAGAAAGUUGCUACGUUUCCCUCACAAUUCGAACGUAUUCUACGCGAUGGACAGCUCUGCUAAUCAGUUCAGCUUUCUGUUGGAACGACGACAGCCCAAGGAUGUUCGUCUCUAGUGCUCGCUCGUGGUGGCAAUAGAAAGGUGAUCACGUGACCUUCAGUGUGUUGGUGUAUUAUCGUUGUACGUAGUGUAGAUAUUGAUAUUAAUAUUAGAGGUAUGUAUAUGAGAUAUUAAUAUUACUUGAGGAUGUCUCAUGUUUGAUAGUUUUCUAGACUGGAUUAUUGAUGAUGACAUAGCCCUAUUUAGAUAAUAUUUGAUAUCAACUACAA
This is a messenger RNA of Corticium candelabrum, 3752 nucleotides long. Its product is annotated as ral guanine nucleotide dissociation stimulator-like 1. The transcript has 30 exons. Gene Ontology annotation, biological process: Ras protein signal transduction; positive regulation of GTPase activity. The record is from RefSeq and is a predicted model, not a curated record. Lineage: Eukaryota; Metazoa; Porifera; Homoscleromorpha; Homosclerophorida; Plakinidae. Bases 89 to 3538 code for a protein of 1149 amino acids. Gene Ontology annotation, cellular component: plasma membrane. Gene Ontology annotation, molecular function: guanyl-nucleotide exchange factor activity.